UGCACGACUCCAACAGUCAACUGCCCACCUGGACCUCCUGGACCUCCCGGACAGCCUGGAUCACCUGGACAACCUGGAUCACCUGGUCAGCCUGGACAGCCCGGUACCUCCAACUACACUCCAGUCAACUGCCCAUCUCCACCCGGAGGUUGCGUCACUUGCCCACCUGGACCCGCAGGACCACCCGGACCAGAUGGAAAUCCCGGAGGCCCAGGACCCAACGGAAACCCAGGUGGCCCUGGACAGCCUGGUUCAGAUGGACAGCCAGGACAGCCAGGACCUCCAGGAGAUGCUGGAGCACCAGGAAACCCAGGAGGCGAUGGACAACCUGGACAGCCCGGACAGAGCGGCACCACCUCUACCAACACUCCCGGAGGACCUGGACCAGCUGGACCACCUGGAGCUCCCGGAAAUGCAGGAGGACCCGGACAGCCAGGAGGUAACGGAAACGAUGGACCACCCGGACCACCAGGACAGCCAGGAGCACCAGGACAGCCCGGAAACGACGGUCGUCCAGGAAACCCAGGAGGCACAGCACCUCCAGGAGGUGAUGCCGCCUACUGCCCAUGCCCACCUCGCUACAAUGCAGUCGCAGCUGCGGCUAAGAAACGCGUUGCUGCCAGCCGCGUUGCUGCCAAGCACUAA
Cooperia oncophora is the source of this 645-nucleotide messenger RNA. Lineage: Eukaryota; Metazoa; Nematoda; Chromadorea; Rhabditida; Trichostrongylidae. The record is from the annotation of a GenBank genome assembly.